GGGGGGUGUCUGAGUGAACAGAAAACUCUCACUUACGAGCAGGAGUUGGAGGAGAAGUGAGUUUUGGUUUUGUGCAGACGUGAGGAGAAAGAGCAUGAUGAGAUUUUGAGAGUGGAGAAUCUUUGAUCAAGCUUUAGGUCCUGAAUGGAGAACAAGGCAAUGUACCUGAGCACAUAUGAGGAGCGAGACAAUGGCUCAUUUUAUGAGGAGGGCUACGAUGGACGGAACCUGUCCAAACUUAACCUCUGUGAAGAAGUGAGUUCUGGAAAGCGGAGGAGGAAAACAGACGGCUGCUGCGGCCACUUGGACUCUCUGUCCGCCAUCAAAUACGCCAUCGUCUCGCUCUACAUCCUCGUCUUGCUGAGUAUCUUUGGCCUCUGCAUCGCAGUUUCCAGGUCUCAGUCAUCAUCCGAGAAGCAGGAGGCUCUGCUGGAGAACGUGACACGUUUGGGAGAUCGCUCCGAUGCGCUGCAGGAAUCUCUCGGCCAGCUGCCUUCCCAAAGUGACCUCCUGGAGAACAUCUGGAAGUUGGAACGCCUGUUCCAUAACCACAGCGAAGAGCUGAGGCAGCUAGGACACCUGGUGCAGGGUUUGGAGAGGGACAUCCGGGACCUGCAGGCAUUUAGCGAACAUGCCACGGGAUCUAUGGCCCAGAUGGAGGAGCAGGUGGGAAGUAGCCAGAGAAACAGCAGUGCAAUCAGAGCAGCUCUGGCCCGAGCCUCCGCCUCCAUCCACAGUCAGGAUUCUGCGCUGCGUGAGGCAGUGGGCCGAGUGGACAUCCUUCGGCAGAAGCUGGACGACGUGGACUGGACCGUGAGCUCCAUCAACCACUCGCUCAGCAGCCACAUUGGCACCCAGCAGCUACAGAUGGAGCUGCUUCAUUUGCAGCUGGGCAACGUGACCCAUGACACCAGGAAUGCCAGGAUCAUGCAGAUCCAUCUGGAGGAGCAGAUGAGGAACGAGCUUGAGAUUCUCAAUGUCAUUACGGAGGACCUGAGGCUCAAAGACUGGGAGCACUCCAUAGCACUGAAGAACAUCACGGUCAUCGAAGGUCCUCCAGGACCAAAAGGUGAUAAAGGAGAUGUGGGUCCUUUAGGGCCUGCUGGAAUCCCUGGCCUGACAGGCUUUAGAGGUAUACCAGGAGAAAAAGGCAUCCAGGGUCAACAAGGACUUACUGGGAGCACAGGUCCAGAUGGCCAAAAUGGGGAAAAAGGAGACACUGGACCAAUUGGACCCAAAGGCCAAAGGGGAGAACGGGGACUCAAAGGAGAGAAGGGGGACCGAGGGGACCAAUGGGACAAGACAGUUGAGAACUUUCUGGUGCGGUUGGUGAACGGCUCGGCGGCACACGAGGGCCGGGUGGAGGUUUAUCACGAGGGACGCUGGGGGACGGUGUGUGAUGACGUGUGGGAUAAGAAAGAUGGAGACGUGGUGUGCAGGAUGCUCGGUUUCCGAGGAGCAAAAGACGUACACAAAACCGGACGAUUCGGACAAGGUACGGGUCUGAUCUGGAUGGAUGACCUGGCGUGUAUCGGGACCGAGGAAACCCUUGACCAGUGCAAGUUCUCUGGCUGGGGCAAAACCAACUGCGGUCACGUCGAGGACGCCGGGGUGACAUGUAGCACUUAACCCCUGACCCCGCACCCCCUUUUUUUCCUGCUGAGUGGAAUGCUGUAUGUUCAGGACUGCAGCAAAGCAGCUGAUUGGCUGAGAGAGUUAUGUAUAAGAUGCUGUCUCUUUCUGGACCACCAUAAAAAAGACAAGGGGAUGAGAUAGGACAUCAUUUUCAGCAGGGUGGUGCUGGGGAUUCGACCAGAUCCCACAGAGCCCACGGGGACUGACACCGGACAAACAAGCAGACCGGCACAAGGGAUAGUAUUUACAUCCUGAAGCCUGUUGUCUUUACUUAUAAAAAAAAAAAAAAAAGUAAUAGAUUUUAUAGUAGCACACUUUUAUUACCGUCUUUUACUAGUGACCUCAUUUUGACGAAGCACAGCCAGAUCACACCUCUGCUUACAGACUGAGGCUGGAAACAGGAAGUGAGAUGAAGUCUGAAGUGCAUCAGAAUUAACCGAGAGAGCAUCAGUACCAUGUGCCAUAAAGGGAAGAGACUCUCACUGUUUUAAUCGUAGUCUAAUACAUUGUGCCUGAGAUAUUUUCAUCAUCACUAUUCGCUCUCUGUGUGUCUCUCUCAUUCUGUCUCUCUCUCUCUCUGUUUCUUGCUGACUGUCUGUUUCUCUCUCUGUCUCUUUCCAAGUAGAAGAUGAAUAACCAAUUCCAGCAUUCUGGUGCAGGGCUGCUAAUAGCAGGGAGGAUUUUUCUGGAAACCCGCCCACUCGUACGGUUGAGUGCCAAAUCCCUUCUCGCUCAUCUGGCUGGAGUGUUGCGACACUCGUUCAAGGCUCGAUUAGUGAGAGCAGGAUUGGAACGAAGCCUUUCUCAAGGGCACACCUCCAAAGCACCAUGGUGGGAUCAUGACAUGCAUUUUAUCAUGCACAUUUCAUCUUCAUGCUUAGGGAAAGAAAGAAAUUAUUUUACACAAUUUGUUCCUGUAUCACAAACGGAGUGGAUCGGCCGAGACGCGUUAGCCGUCUGGAGGCAGAUUUAGUUUUUAAACUUCAGCAGAAACACUAAUACGUUUAGCCAACAACAUUUAUUUUAACUCGGCCACAUCUACAGGAGACCUUACAGGAUGAGGACCGACUAUAUACUGUAGAUCCGGUGUAAGGAACAAAUUGAGAGGAAAGGAGAGGAAAGGAAAAUCAUUAGAAAACUUUUAGGAAUGUUUAUUUCUCCUGUUCUGACAAGAAGUGUUUUUUCCUCUGUAAAGUGUAAAGAAGUGUAAAAUUCUGGCUAGCAGAGUGUGUACGUCACACUUUGACCAAGCUCUUGAAAAGCUGGAAAUGAAAAUAAAAAUAAAAAGAAUUAAGUCCGGCUGUAAUCUGAUCCCGGCUCUUAAAGUAUCUGAACUAAAAACUGGUGACAUGUAAAAUGUUGGAAAUUCUGGUUAUGUUUUCAGAACUGCACACACACACACACACACACACACACACACACACACAUAUAUGAAAUAAAGCAUUAAUGUGUACAGUUCUUACCUUUAAUCUUCACCAUCAUUGGAUUUGUCAUUGAAGACUAAACCUCUCCAGACCUAGCAGUUAUUUCUAGGAGACAUUUCAGAGAAAAAAGUGAUCGAUUUAAAGCCUUAGAUGCAACAUGGAUCUUGAGGAAUGCUUACAGAGGGAAUUCUAAGCCUUGUAUGCGACUCAAUACGACUCUGUAUGUGACUCUCUAUUAGACGCUAUGUAACUCUCUUUGACCCUCUAUGCGACUCAAUAUGCCUCAAAAUCAAAUAAAAUUUUAUUCUGUAUGAGACUCUCUAUUGGAGUCUGUAUGUUACUCUGUACGUGACUCUUUAUUUGACUCUACAUUACUCUCUUUGACCCUCUAGGCGACUUAAUUCGACUCUGUUUGUGACUCUCUAUUCGUCUCUGUAUGAAGCUCUGUUCGACUCUAUUCGACUCUGUAUGAAGCUCUGUUCGACUCUCUAUUCGACUCUGUAUGAAGCUCUGUUCGACUCUAUUCGACUCUGUAUGAAGCUCUGUUCGACUCUCUAUUCGACUCUGUAUGAAGCUCUGUUCGACUCUGUAUGUGACUCUCUAUACGACUCUGUAUGAAACAUUUUGACUCUGUAUGUGACUCUCUAUACGACUCUGUAUGAAACAUUUUGACUCUGUAUGUGACUCUGCAUUGAGGUGCCUGUGUUCAUGUAAAUAAUGUUUGAUAUCAUUGUACCUGCAAAUAUUGUACAUUCAGAUUUAUAAAGCAAUAACUCAGAAACACUACGGUUUUAUCUUACAGUUUCUUUUUUUAUCUCCAUAUGAAAAGCGAAUAAAUCACGUUUAUGCA
Messenger RNA from Tachysurus fulvidraco (yellow catfish), 3909 nucleotides. RefSeq names its product scavenger receptor class A, member 5 (putative) (gene scara5). Gene Ontology annotation, molecular function: ferritin receptor activity. The transcript has 10 exons. Gene Ontology annotation, cellular component: plasma membrane. The coding region runs from base 145 to 1629 and encodes 494 amino acids. Gene Ontology annotation, biological process: iron ion transmembrane transport. Lineage: Eukaryota; Metazoa; Chordata; Actinopteri; Siluriformes; Bagridae. The record is from RefSeq and is a predicted model, not a curated record.